AUGGAAAUAAGCUUCUUAGUUGACCAAUGAUUAGCUAAUUUCUGAUAAUAGAAAAGGAAGCAGAUUGCUUGAGGCUGCUGUUUUCAUUUCCUCACGAGAAGAAGAAGUACAGUGUAGAAGAAAGGCAGACAUAACACUUUGAACCUCUGCCACCAUGGCGAACUGGUUUGUGAAUGAGGGACUCUCCAUCUUCGUCAUUCUGGUAUGGCUGGGGAUGAAUGUCUUCCUCUUUGUCUGGUACUACCUGGUUUAUGAUGUUCCAGUUAAAUUCUUUUAUACUCGAAAACUUCUUGGGUCUGCCCUGGCAUUUGCCCGGGCCCCUGCAGCCUGCCUGAAUUUCAACUGCAUGCUGAUCCUGCUGCCGGUCUGUCGAAAUCUGCUGUCCUUCCUCAGAGGCUCCAGUGCGUGCUGCUCAACAAGAAUUCGAAGGCAAUUAGACAGGAAUCUCACGUUUCAUAAAAUGGUGGCCUGGAUGAUUGCACUUCACACUGCUAUUCACACCAUUGCACAUCUGUUUAAUGUGGAGUGGUGUGUGAACGCCCGUGUCAACAAUUCUGAUCCUUAUUCAAUAGCACUCUCUAACAUUGGAGAUAAGCCCGGUGAAACUUAUCUCAAUUUUGCUCGCAAGAGAAUCAAGAAUCCGGAAGGAGGUCUAUACGUGGCUGUGACUCUGUUGGCAGGCAUCACUGGAAUUGUCAUCACAUUGUGCCUCAUAUUAAUUAUCACCUCCUCUACCAAAACCAUCCGAAGAUCCUACUUUGAAGUGUUUUGGUACACACACCAUCUUUUUGUGAUCUUCUUCAUCGGUCUUGCCAUUCAUGGAGCUCAACGAAUUGUACGUGGACAGACUGCAGAUAGUUUGAAGGUGCACGACCCAAAAGUGUGUUCUCAAAAUAUCUCAGACUGGGGGAAAAUAAAAGAAUGCCCAAUUCCAGAAUUUGCUGGGAACCCUCCUAUGACUUGGAAAUGGAUAGUGGGUCCCAUGUUCCUGUAUCUCUGUGAGAGGUUGGUCCGGUUUUGGCGAUCUCAACAGAAAGUGGUCAUCACAAAGAUGAAGAAGAAGGGAUUCAAGAUGGAGGUGGGACAAUACAUUUUUGUCAAGUGCCCCAAGGUGUCCAAGCUGGAGUGGCAUCCCUUCACACUGACGUCUGCCCCUGAGGAAGACUUCUUUAGCAUCCAUAUCCGCAUUGUUGGGGACUGGACAGAGGGGCUGUUCAAAGCUUGUGGGUGUGAUAAGCAGGAGUUUCAAGAUGCCUGGAAACUACCUAAGAUAGCAGUUGAUGGGCCUUUUGGCACAGCCAGUGAAGAUGUGUUCAGCUACGAGGUGGUGAUGUUGGUGGGAGCAGGGAUUGGGGUUACUCCCUUCGCGUCCAUUCUCAAGUCAGUCUGGUACAAAUAUUGCAAUAACGCCACCAGUCUGAGGCUCAAAAAGAUCUACUUCUACUGGCUAUGCCGGGACACACAUGCCUUUGAGUGGUUUGCAGACCUGCUGCAGCUGCUGGAGACUCAGAUGCAGGAAAGGGACAAUGCCGACUUCCUCAGCUACAACAUCUACCUCACUGGCUGGGAUGAAUCUCAGGCCAACCACUUUGCUGUGCACCAUGACGAGGAGAAAGACGUGAUCACGGGCCUGAAACAAAAGACCUUGUAUGGCCGUCCCAACUGGGAUAAUGAGUUCAAGACAAUUGCAAGUCAACACCCAAAUACAAGAAUAGGAGUUUUCCUCUGUGGACCUGAAGCCUUGGCUGAAACUCUCAGUAAACAGAGCAUCUCCAACUCCGAGUCUGGCCCUCGUGGAGUUCAUUUUAUUUUCAACAAGGAAAACUUCUAACUCAUCUCUUCCACGAGGAAAUAAAUGUGGGUUAUGCUGUCAAAUGCCCAGACAAAUAAUGCUAGUUGAUAAGCCCUGCUCCCCACUUUAAAGAAAGGAGAAAAAGAAACUACAAUGUGAUUUUUUUUUCCCUCAAAGGAAUUUCAGAGAUUGUUUGAUAAUGAUGAGUUACAUUUUUAUGAGGCUUUAUGGCUUCCAGAUCACUUUUACAAACAUUAUUUCAUUUUGGUUUUCCUCACAGUCAUGCCAUGAGGAAGAUAGUGUAGGGAUUCCUGGAUUCAUUUUUAGGAUAAAGACAUGGAGGCUCAAAAUGGCAAAUAACUAGCCUGAGAUUAUAAAGCUGAGACCAGAUCUAGGCCACUUGACCCCAGGUUGAGUAGUCUUUCUAUAAUACUGCCUCAAAAUUGAUUUGUAUACUAUCAAAAGGAAGACACAAACCAGAGAGAAGCUAUUCAUUUUCCAUUUUGUUUUAUUUUGUGUUAUUUUUGUUAUCAUUACUGUCAUAUUGAAGGAAAUUUUCCAGAUAGUUAGAGCUACUAUGUGCUGAGAGUAACUCAACACAUAAUAGAGACAAGAUUGACAUCUGAGUACACUCCUGUUUACCAAUACAGCAGCCUAACUGGAUCAGAGAUUCUUCCUGAAAAAAAGAAUAUAAGGCUGAAUUGGAGUUAAAGUAAUCCACAGAAUUUACCAUGGUGCUUGGCAGAUAGUGGGUACUCAAUGAAAGUUUGUUGAAUGAAUGAAAAAUCCAUUUAGAUGCACACGAUGUCAAGGUAGAAUUAAUAUUAAGCCUUAAACAGAAUUAUCUAAGGAAAUAACUACCUUAGAUUGGAACCUGAUUCUCCUGAGGGUAGAGAACAGGCUAAAAGUCUUAGCCAGUGGGAUGUUCUGGAGGCUCCCUCACAUCCUUAUUUGAAGCUUGGAGGAAAGGGGGAAGGAGGCAGACAAUUGAUCUCCUGACAUAAUUCUGACUGGCUCCUCUAGUCUCACUCCCUGUGCUAUAAAAGAAGUAUAGACUGAUUUACAGCCUGCAAGGGUCUCCUCCACUCAGCUUUUGUGAAUUUGAAAUUAAGAAUUAUGACCAAUGUGUAUCUGAUAUGCUUGUCUGCAUUAAAUAGCGUCCACCUCUUGUCCUACUUAAAUACACACACACAGAAUAGAUCUUACGAUUCUGGCUAAAGGUUUAUUGUUAUCAUGAUCAUAAUCAUCCUGAAGUUGACAUUCUAGAAACUAAAAUCUCCAGCUUAUUCACAGAUAUCGAAUUCACACCAAAAAGAAUGUUCUAGAAAGCCAUGGUUUCAAGAAAUAGUCUCCAAAUCACUGUUAGUGUGACCAGAAGCAGUUUUCUUUUUCUUAGAACUGCCCUAUUUCUGGGAAGUAGAAGCAGUUUCAUUUGUCCCACCCUCUGGGGCCACAGAUAUUUAAAACUAUUAAACCUUGGUAAUGAAGAAGACAAAGAAGAGAGCAGGGGGAAAGACAAAAGUCAGGGUUUGAAAGAAAGGGAAGGGGAAAAGAGAAUAGAAGGAAAAGGAGAAAACGCAAAAAAGACAAAAGGGAAAGUUUUAGGGACAGGGGGUCUCAGGCUGGUCAAUUUCUACCCCAGAUUUCUUAAAGCUUUGUUUGUAUUGAAGGUAAUUGAAAGAUGAAUAUACAUAUUCAUUUUAUUUUGAGUACAUAUGGGAUUGAAUCUUUUAAAUUCUAUUCACAAAUUUUGGUGCUGAGAGGGCAUAUUCAGAAGACUGAGAUGAAUUGGUAAGAACUCAGUUGUUCCUUGUGGUACUACUAUACUUCGGGCUCCCAGGAUUCCCUGGAGGCACUGAGGGUCUCUUGCUGUGGGAAUGUUUUCUCUCCCAAAUAUCCCAGUAGCGUUUCCAACUAGAGAAACCUAGAUCCAUUCUGAUCCCACUGCACCUCAGGUAUCAGGUAUUCAUUCAUUCAACAAAUAUUCAUUCAACAAAUAUUUGUUGUGCUAUUGCUACAAGUCAGGCUCUGUGAUCAUAGUUUCAGUUCUUUACACCAAAGUGUGAGCAAGAGAGGGAACCUCAAUUAUGAGGCAUCUGAGAAUCUUGGUGCUUUCUAAACUACGUAGCAUAAGUACAACCAGCUCCAUUUGUUGCUCUAAAAAUGUCUCUCCAGGGUUUUCUACUUUGACACCAACACAGUUACCAAACUAGAGCUCUGCUGUGUGUUACUCUGGUUGUGAGAUGAAAAAUGAGUGUAAAAGUGCUUGUCAUUAUGAGAAUUCCCUUCUUCAUUCUCCCCAGCUGCCAGCCCAGCUUUUGUUUAGCAUUUAAUUAACAGGUACUGAGAGAACGAUGAAGCAUUGUUUUUAAUCUCAAGGCUAUGAAGGCUUUCUUAGUUUUCCUGCUUUUGCAAUAUUGUGCUUAUGAAAUACAAAUAUUUGAUGUUGUGUAUGAAUAAUUGGGGGUGGGGCCUUGGAAGAUAAUUCCCAGGAAGAAUCAUUAAAACUGUACAACUAUUAAAAUCAA
Molecule: messenger RNA, 4320 nt
Organism: Trichechus manatus latirostris (Florida manatee)
Lineage: Eukaryota; Metazoa; Chordata; Mammalia; Sirenia; Trichechidae
Gene: CYBB
Product: cytochrome b-245 heavy chain
Exons: 13
Coding region: 155-1831 (558 amino acids)
Biological process (GO): superoxide anion generation; defense response
Cellular component (GO): NADPH oxidase complex; plasma membrane
Molecular function (GO): superoxide-generating NAD(P)H oxidase activity
Source: RefSeq, a predicted model, not a curated record